This is a messenger RNA of Ostrinia furnacalis (Asian corn borer), 2706 nucleotides long. RefSeq lists its product as uncharacterized. Gene Ontology annotation, biological process: translation; nucleobase-containing compound metabolic process. The record is from RefSeq and is a predicted model, not a curated record. The coding region runs from base 126 to 2624 and encodes 832 amino acids. Gene Ontology annotation, molecular function: structural constituent of ribosome; mRNA binding. The transcript is spliced from 13 exons. Lineage: Eukaryota; Metazoa; Arthropoda; Insecta; Lepidoptera; Crambidae.
AAAUUCAUUUCAAACUUCAUGAUCAGCUGUUCGUGUUUGUGUUUUGCUUGGUUGGUUUGGUUCAGUUUUUAAUUUUUCUAUUAGUAAUGAUAGCACCGAUUACUAUCUAGUUUAAUAGGUACGUAAUGGAAAAAGAAACUGCCAGUAAUCGUGUCGGCACUGCUACAAGAGGCAGAAAACGUAAAACUUCAGAUGGUGAGACUUCUGAAUCCGAGUGCAAAAGGAAAACUACAGUAAAAUCUAAAACAAGUGAUCAAGAGCCAAAAACUAAGAAACCAAGGCUUAAAAAAGAGCCAAUAGUAAAAGAGGCAAAACAAAAAGUAAUUAAAAAAUCGUUAAAAGAAAAUACUGAGAUGGGUUUAAAUAGCUCGAAAAAAGUAAUUGAAAAGCCAUCAAAAGUAAUUACUGAGAUGGGUUCAAAUAGCUCUAAAAAAAGUGAUAGUUACGAUGGAAAUUCUACAACGUGGGAUGAAGCAGAAAUGCUUUCACUUCACCAGAAGAUACCAAAGAAACUAGCCGAAAACUUCAUAGAGUUGCUGGAAGAAGGCUGCACAUUACCCUUUAUAGCGAGGUAUCGAAAAUCUGCUGUGGACCACUUGAUGCCUGACAAACUUCAAGAAUUGUUUGAAUGCUACCAAAGUGUUUCCCAAUUGAAAAAGAAAGUUAAAUCAGUCAUAGAAACUCUAAAAAAGUCAAAAAAGUUAACUCCAGACAUAGAAAAGAGCCUAUUAAAUGCAAAAAACCUGUCAGAAGUAGAUUUAGUAUAUGCUCCCUUGAAAUCGCACUCUUUAUCAUUGGCUGAAAGAGCCCGAAACCUGGGUUUAGAACCUCUUGCAAUUCGUGCCUUGAACGGCGAAUUUAUAGAUCUCAAAAUGGUUUGCACUGAUGACGAAGAGUUGAGCACUCCUGAUAAAGUAGAUGCUCACAUCACACAUAUUAUUGCUGACAUUAUUUAUAAAGAUACAAGAGUGCUUGAACAAAUGAGGAACUUGAAAGAAGAAACUAGAUUUACAAUCCAGAGUAGCAGAACCAAAACUUCAACAAAAGAAAAAGAUGAUGGUAAAAAAACUGAUUCUAAGUCUGACCCAGAGACAUACAAGUUGUAUUUUGAAUGGAAAUGUCCCAGUCAAUUCAUUAAGCCCCAUCAAACAUUAGCAUUGAACAGAGGAGAAGAUGAGAAAAUCCUCAUUGUUAAAGUGGUUGUCCCUGAUUGGUUUUAUAAUAGAUUGGAAAAAUUUUGCCUUACCCUCUGGAAAAGUAAUUACUGGGUACGAAAGGGUCUGAUCGACGCCUACAAUCGUCUCAUAAAGUCAUGGCUGUCAAGACAAGUCAGAUCUGACCUUACGUCGCAAGCGCAAAAGGAAGCAGUCAAGACCUUCACCACUAACAUGGAGAAAUACCUUCUGACUGAGCCAGUGAAAAACAGAACCAUUGUAGGAUUGGAUCCAGGGUUUAGAGCUGGUUGUAAGGUGGGGAUAAUUAAUCCUAAUGGAGACAAGCUGGAUGCCUGCACCAUUUAUCCUAAUUUGCGGCACAUGAAUCAGAAUGAUGCGGCAGCGAAACAACUGAGAGGUCUCAUUGCUAAAUACAAAGUAGAAUUGAUCGGAUUAGGUAACGGUACAGCGUGUCGUGAGACAGAAUUGUGGCUGAAAUCGCAUAAAAUUUCAGAAAACAUUCCAAUUAUUAUUGUGCCUGAACAGGGCGCAUCUAUUUAUUCUAUAAGCAAAGAAGCUCAAAAGGAACACCCAAAUAUGGAUCCUAACUUGAUAUCAGCUCUAUCAAUAGCAAGAAGAGUUUUGGACCCAUUAGGAGAAUUAAUAAAGGUUGAUCCUAAAAAUUUAGGAGUAGGAUUGUAUCAGCAUGACAUUCCUCCUAAAAUGCUGGAAUCUGCAUUGGACUGUGCUGUGGAGAAAGUCGUGAGCUUAGUGGGUGUGGACAUCAAUACCGCAUCAAAAGCUAUGCUGAGACGAAUAUCUGGACUAAAUGAAGGUAGAGCGACCAAAAUCUUGACUUACCGCCAAGGAAAUGGCGGUUUCAAGAGCCGAGCAGAAAUCCUGAAGGUUGGCGGCAUUGGGAAGAUAACCUAUCAGCAGUGCGCCGGGUUUUUGAAGGUGUUGGGAGGGACCGAGCCUUUAGAUGCGACUAUUAUACAUCCAGAAAGUUAUAGUAUAGCUAAGCUAUUCGCAAAGAAAAUCGGAGUCAACAUCAAAGAUCUUUCUCAACCCAACUUCCCUGGUUUGGUAGAAACAAAAACUGCGUCCAUCAACAUAGAAUCUACAAGCGCAGACUUGAAAACCGACACUUGCACACUGGAGCUCAUAAUAAAUGCCUUUAAACAGAAGUCCUAUGAAGAUAACGUCAUCACCUUCUGCAGACCUGUGUAUUCUUUGACUGUGCAGGCUAAAGAUGAUAUUCAAGAGGGAAUGACUCUUACAGGCGUAGUCCGUAACGUGGUACCGUUCGGUUGCUUCGUCGACUGCGGAAUAGGAGACAACGGCCUCAUCCACCGAAGCAAUCUUGGCGCUAACCAGACGCCCAAACUCGGCGACCGAGUCUCCGUUACUGUGAUACCUUCAACGAAGGCCAAUAAACUGCAGUUAAAGUUGGAGAAGAUUCUAGACUGAUCGGUAAAUGUUUAUGUAUGUUUUUAUCGUUAGUGUUAGGCUAAGUACAGAUGGGCGCCGCGAUAACGUGCGAUCAUGUAUA